UUGCCAUAACAACAGAAACCAAGAUGGCGUCGGGUCGACAGAAGUUGGAAGACCUGAACAUGACCCAGGAUGAACUCCAGCGGUUUGAGAAAGCUUUCAAAAGCGAGGAGUUCAGGAAACUGUUUGCCGAGUACGCCGAGGAAAUAUCUGAUCCAGAAAACCGGAAAAGAUAUGAGGCUGAGAUCACGGCCAUGGAGAGGGAGCGGGGAACUGACGUCACCUUCAUCAACCCUGAACCUCACUACGUCAUCAAAACUUCCCUGGACGGGGAGAAGAAAUGUUUCAUCAACAUUUGUGCUAACCAGCAUGUUGAGAAACCCAGCAGCCAGCCCUGUAUGCAGGGGGAGGGGCCCAACAGAAGGAUAGGGGAGACGUGGUCUGUUCCCCACAGCCUGACACCAGGCCGGGAGGACCUGGAUAAGAACAAGCAGCGCUGCAUGGUGUAUGACGUUGUGUUUCAUCAGGAGACGUUGGAGAAAGCUGCUGGUGAUAAGAGGUUUAAGCAGAUGGUGAAUGACAUUGCCUUCAGUGCUAUAGAGAGGCAGUUCCAAGUGAAACUGGAUAAAACCAACAUCAAGUUUCCCAAGAUUAAGUACAAAGGGACUCCUACAGCUACAGUCAUGAGGAAACGCUUGCCUGAUGGACCCCAGACUUCCCCCGACAAUGAUGAUGACCCUAUCCAGUUCCCCUAUCCUUACAGUCCCCCUUCAGGAAACACAGAAAAAACAAAAGAAACACAAAGCUCAGUCAGACCCAAUGAAGAAAAUGAACCAGAACAGAAGCAAGACUUCACUGUGCCCAAGUACACCAUCAAGCAUCGAUCAGAAUUUGAUAUCCAGAACUUCCGUGAGGCACCUGAUGCUGCUCCAUCCACACGACCGAAGGAACUUGUAGUUGACAUUGACUUUCCUCUUCUGAAGUCAGCGGCCAAGUUGGAGCUAGACAUCUUCGAGAAACAGCUGAAGGUGGAGUCAAAGAAACCUGCCUACAAGCUGGACAUCAGUCUGCCAUAUCCCGUAGACGAGAAUGAAGGAAGCGCAAAGUUUGACAAGAGCAAGAGGCAGUUGACGGUGACGCUGGUGGUUAAGCCAGCUCCACAGGAAGACCUUCCAUUCACUGCUGGAAGGACAGAAGACAGGCAGCUGGUGGAGGAAGUCACAGAUGUACAGGUAGGAGGGAAAGCAGAAGAGAACCAUGUACAGGAUGGAGGAAGUACAGAGAACAUCUUACCAACUGAAGUGUCAGAGAUGGAGACAGACAGCAGGGAUAAAAAUCCAUCAGCAACUGAGACAGAAGGGACAGGGACUGGACCAGUCAGUGAUGUUGCAACAGCAGCAACCACUAUUGAUGCAUCAGACAAGGACAUUUUCAAGGAAGAAGAUGAGCUCCAAAGCAGCUCCACAAGUCUGGAUCUACCCUCAGACUCAGCCACACCUGCUAGCACCACACCUGUUAGCACCACACCUGACAGGGCCACACCUGCUUCCCCCACCUGUCCUGACUAUACCUACAGACAAGACGAGGACAGUAUGACGAUUGUCAUCCAUGUCCCCAAUAUCAUCGAGAAGAACAUCAGUAAGACCUACUCAACAUCCAGUUACAUCAUCAGUGUCCAGUUCCAGGCAGCAGGUACCACCGGGCUGCAGUACUACCAGCUGUUUGUGGUCCUGCUGGAUGGUAACACCGUGGUACGGAGUCAGACCAGUGUAGACGUGUCGCCCCACAAUGCUGUGUUGCUGCUGCACAAGGACAACAGCUGCAAGGGAUUGUGGUCCAGCUUCAAGGCUGGGGUGGACAUCAUGAACUUAGAGGAGAAACAGUUCCUGACAGAAGAUAGUGUGAAGGCAGCCGUCCAGGCAGUGGUCAGGGAAGGCCAGGCCGUGGCUACAGACACAAGCAGUGUCAAGGUCACAGAGGCUUCAGAGGACAAGCUGGCCAUUGAACUCACGGAUGUGUCUGGUGUGCAGGAUCAGGAGGAGAUGGGAGGAAAGCCCACAAGUGCGACGGUAGAUGGGAAUCUGGACAUCUCACCUCAAACUGGGAAGUCUUCCAUUAAGGAACGUGUUAGUGAAGUCAUUGAGGGAGGACAGAAAGGAGAGGGGUUGGAUAGUGAUGAUGAUGAUGCCGAUGAUUCAGGAAGCACCCAGGGAACAGAAGCUGUCAAUCAAAUGGUGCUAGAGAACACUGUUUCUGGUAAGGGUGAUGGAGGUCCUGUCGAGAUGGUACAAGAUGAAGAGGACGGGGGGCAUGUGCCAACUGGGAAGACAAAAAGGAGGAGAAGGAAAAGGAAAGGGAAAACACAAGCUCAAAGUCAGGAUUCUAACACUGGCACUGAGGCAGGACCAGGAGUAUCAGAUGAGAAAGGUGGGCACUUGGAAGGAAGAAAGGAGGAUGAAGAUAGAAAGGCAAGCACGUCAAGCAAACUUGAAGUCUCAGAACAGUCAACAAUAUAUUCAGAGAGUGAGAAAGAAGCAGCUACUCAAGACACAGUUGGUUUUAAUAAAACCAUCAUCAACACAGGAAGGGAAAGGAAGAACUCAGGGAAGAAAAGCGUCACUUUCUCGGACAAUGUGGAGAUCCACAAACUCGAUGAUGAAAGGAAUGGGAAAGGCAAAAAGAAGCAAAAGGGUAAGAAAAAUAAUCAGAAUGGCCAGAAGGUAGCAAAUGGUCAUAGAAAGACAGAAGGUGAGCCCACCAUGGCAGCAAAUGUAUCAGAGGAGGUCACUGUUCCAAGUGUGUCCAACACAGAGUCUACACCUGAGCACAAACCAGCAGGUCAAGGUGAAGUUGGAGAUGGUGAUGUCAAGAAGGGAAAAUCUGACCCCGCCAAGAAGUCCGAACCGCAAGCUGUGGAUGCACUAACAAUCAGGGAUGUCAGUACUGGUGAGGAGGAGGUAGUGACGGAGCACAGGGCCGAGUGUGCCGUACAGUUCACCAACAAAGUCAUGUUUGAACUGGAUUAGGUGACAAGGAAUUAUGUUGGAAGCAUGACAUUACCAAUUUUCAUUGGAUGUUAAGUUUCAUGUUGGAUUUUGUUGAACAUUCAAAAUUUUGCAGUGUGUUUCAGGAUUGAAACUGACCAGUGGUAAUGCCAGUGCUAGUUGGGGUCAGCAGUGACAGUAUUGUUUUGUGUGCUCAUGAUACAUAAUAAAGUUUUCAGAUUGAAUCAACUAGAUAUUUUGUUCAAAUUAGAUUAUGAUAGCACAUUCUGUAGUAAAUUCAGAAAACCUAGUUAGUACUGCUGAAGUUUAUCAAUAGUUCUAUUAGAGCACAGGUACUUGGAUUGAGCAAUUCAAGUUUAAGAAUGGUGACAAGUGUAUAUAUCUUGAUUAUUCAAACGAAAUGUUAAUAGAACAGCUGUUGUGAUUUGGACCAUUUGCAAUUUUUAUGUUAGAACUGUAGGGAUUAAAACAUUUUCACUUGA
Messenger RNA from Branchiostoma belcheri (Belcher's lancelet), 3424 nucleotides. Its product is annotated as protein kintoun-like. Gene Ontology annotation, biological process: axonemal dynein complex assembly. The record is from RefSeq and is a predicted model, not a curated record. The transcript is spliced from 8 exons. NCBI's taxonomy places the organism in Eukaryota, Metazoa, Chordata, Leptocardii, Amphioxiformes, Branchiostomatidae. Gene Ontology annotation, cellular component: cytoplasm. The coding region runs from base 24 to 2963 and encodes 979 amino acids.